Gadus chalcogrammus (walleye pollock) is the source of this 1818-nucleotide messenger RNA. RefSeq names its product E3 ubiquitin-protein ligase Midline-1-like. Lineage: Eukaryota; Metazoa; Chordata; Actinopteri; Gadiformes; Gadidae. Gene Ontology annotation, molecular function: protein binding. The transcript has 8 exons. Bases 1 to 1818 code for a protein of 605 amino acids. The record is from RefSeq and is a predicted model, not a curated record.
AUGUCGUCCGCCGCCCAGGGGCUCCUGAGCAGCGUCUUCUCCUUCUCGUCGCCCGGCGCCAAAGCCAAUGCCAAGCGGCGGCUGCGGCAAACGAGGAGCCUGGACCCGGCCAUCAUCAGGAACUGCGACAACACCGGGGGUCCCGGCAUCGGGGGUCCCGAUGGCUUACGGGUCGUGCCAACCACCGACUACUUUCCGUCGGACUUAGCAACGACGUCAACGUCGACGUCGUUUUCCCGACGCGGCGCGAAAAACAAGACUUUGACCCUGUUGGACGAGCCCAUCUCGCCGUCGCUGUCCACGCCGUCCAUCCCGUCCGAGGUGUCGCCUUCCUCCUCCGCCGCCCACGCCAGCUUUAGCUUCGACUACGGCGGCGGUGAGUCCCCCCACAACCCGGCCCGGGGGGCGGCGGGCAACAAACGGAAUACCGCCGGGGAUUUACCGGGUCUCGCGAGGUCCGCGGGGUCGUCGCUGAGCGGCAGCACGAGCGCGCUCUUCUCCCCGCGCAGGUGGCUUCAGAGGAAGGCGCCGCAGGCCGACGCGCAGGCGCAUGCCGUGUGGAGGUUCGAGGGGAACGCGUCGCGGCAGGAGGGCAAGCUGCUGGAGGAGUGUGACCUCCUCAUCGAGAUCAUCCAGCAGCGGAGGCAAAUCAUCGGCUCCAAGAUCAAGGAGGGCAAGACGGUGCGCAUGAGGAAGCUGGCCCAGCAGAUCUCCACCUGCCAGCAGUGCAUCGAGCGCUCCUCCUCCCUCAUCACGCAGGCGGACCAGACGCUGAAGGAGACCGACCACGCCCGCUUCCUGCAGAGCGCCAAGGGCAUCACCGAGAGGGUUUCCAUGGCGACGGCGUCCACCCAGGUGCUGAUCCCGGAGAUCAACCUGACGGACAACUUCGACUCGUUCGCCCUGGACUUCACUCGGGAGAAGAAACUUCUGGAGAACCUGGACUACCUGACGGCUCCGACCGCGCCCAACAUCCGGGAGGAGCUGAGCACCGCCUCCUACGACACCAUCAGCGUCCACUGGACCUCUGACGACGAGUUCUCCGUCGUCUCCUACGAGCUCCAGUACACCAUCUUCACCGGGCAGGCCAACAUUGCCAGCUUGUGCGACUCCCUGGACAGCUGGAUGAUCGUGCCCAACAUCAAGCAGAACCACUACACGGUGCACGGCCUGCAGUGCGGCACCAAGUACGUGUUCGUGGUGAGGGCCAUCAACCAGGCGGGCAGCCGCAGCAGUGAGCCGGGGACGCUCAAGACCAACAGCCAGCCCUUCAAGCUGGACCCCAAGUCGGCGCACCGCAAGCUGAAGAUCUCCCACGACAACCUGACGGUGGAACGGGACGAGGCCACGUCCAAGAAGGCCCACAGCCAGGAGCGCUUCACCAGCCACAGCAGCUACGGCGUGGUGGGCAACGUGUACAUCGACAGCGGCCGCCACUACUGGGAGGCGCUGAUAGGGGGCAGCACCUGGUAUGCCGUGGGCAUCGCCUACAAGUCGGCACCCAAGCACGAGUGGAUCGGCAAGAACUCUGCCUCGUGGGUGCUGUGCCGCUGCAACAACUCGUGGGUGGUGCGCCACAACAGCAAGGAGCUGACGGUGGAGCCCUCCCCCCACCUGCGGCGGGUGGGUGUCCUGCUGGACUACGACGCGGGCGACCUGAGCUUCUACGACGCGUUGGGCUCGCAGCACCUGCACACCUUCAACGUGUCCUUCGCCCAGCCCGUGUGCCCCGUGUUCAACGUGUGGAACAAGUGCCUGACGGUGCUGACCGGCCUUCCCAUCCCCGACCACCUGGAGGCGCUAGAGCCCCUCAGCUGA